Messenger RNA from Cheilinus undulatus (humphead wrasse), 4256 nucleotides. It is a transcript of the gene ndst3, whose product is annotated as N-deacetylase/N-sulfotransferase (heparan glucosaminyl) 3. Gene Ontology annotation, cellular component: Golgi apparatus. The transcript has 15 exons. Gene Ontology annotation, molecular function: heparan sulfate N-sulfotransferase activity; deacetylase activity. The record is from RefSeq and is a predicted model, not a curated record. The coding region runs from base 480 to 3119 and encodes 879 amino acids. NCBI's taxonomy places the organism in Eukaryota, Metazoa, Chordata, Actinopteri, Labriformes, Labridae.
UGCUGCUCCACUGAAGGGGUUACUCACAGAAAGAGAGAGAGAGAGAGGGAGGGGGGGCAUGGCACAGCGCUUCAGCAUCCACUACACACGGGAGUGGUGCACCAUUGAGACCGGAGCCCCGGACCCACCCGAAGCAGCAGCAGCAGCAGCAGCACCGCGCUUCCGUCACGCCUCUUCCCCGCCUAGCAGCGCCUCAACGCCGGCUAGAGACAUUAAUCAUCACUCUCCGCCUUUCUGCAUGUGACUUCUCCAUGAGGAUUGGAAGCACGGUGCCUCGACUGCGUUUCCUAUAAAUGAAGACCUUUGUUCACCAACAUCUGAUGCAGCUUUCCUCUCCACCUGCCAUGGUGACAUGACACACCCCUGAGCGUCUUUGCUGCCUUUUCUCACACAAAGACAAUCUGGAAUCAGGCUUAUCAAACCCCCAAACCUGUGCACGCACUCUUUGACAAAGGCAUCUAGUCAUUCUCUACUUCGCGAUGACGGUGGCGGUACGAUUCCGCCGCCACCUGCGUAGGCUCCUGCUCCUUCUUGCCUCCUGCUGUCUCCUCUCCCUCCUUCUUUCUGCUUACUUCCUGUUUACAAACUCAUCCCCUUCCAUGCAGCUUGGACAAUCCCCUGAACCAGCCUGUGCCCAGCCGCUCUCCAUGUCCCCGUACCAUCAACUCCCAUAUCCAUACCCUCCAAAUCCCCCGCACACUCACAUCCACACUGACCCGGUGGUGCUGGUUUUAGUGGAGUCCCAGUACUCCCAGCUGGGUCAGGACAUUGUGGCUAUAUUGGAGUCAGCACACUUCCAGUUCCGCAUGGAGAUCGCCUCAGGGAAGGGCGACUUGCCGCCGCUGACAGAGAAAGGCAGAGGACGUUAUUCGCUCAUCAUUUAUGAGAAUUUGUUAAAGUAUGCACAUGCAGACACAUGGAACAGACAGCUGCUACAUCAAUACUGCACAGAGUACAGAGUGGGCAUCAUUGGCUUCUUCCGCUCCACAGAGAACUCCCCCCCUCAACUCAAACUCAGAGGCCUCCCACUGGUGCUCAGGACCAACCAGGCGCUCUGGGACUGCUGUGUCGUCUCCAGCUCACCUCUUCUCCACCUGACCAAGCCCGGCACUGAUCGAGGGGCUUUACUAGGAGAGGACUGGACCUCCUUCUCCUCUAAUCACUCCACAUACCAGGCUGUGCUGCAUGCUCGGGCCAAGGAGGGGGCUGGAGCUGGCAGUGGCGAUAAUCUGGGGCCUGGGUUUAGUUUAGGCCUCCAAGCCACUGUAGUGCAGGACAUGGGGCUCUAUGAUGGGGUGAGGAGGGUGCUGUUUGGCCAGGGACUGGGAUACUGGCUGCACAGGCUCAUCCUGGUGGACGCCAUCUCCUACCUCACAGACAGGAAGCUAACUUUGGGUCUGGACCGGCACAUUCUGGUGGAUAUAGAUGACAUUUUCGUGGGGAAGGAGGGGACGCGAAUGAACGUGAAGGAUGUAAAGGCUCUUCUUGACACUCAGAAACAGCUGCGUUCUCAGAUUUCCAACUUCACCUUCAACCUGGGCUUUUCUGGAAAGUUCUACCACACAGGCACAGUACAAGAGGAUGAAGGAGAUGAUCUGCUUCUGAAGUACGUGGAUGAGUUCUGGUGGUUCCCGCACAUGUGGAGCCACAUGCAGCCUCACCUCUUCCACAACGAGUCGUCCCUGCUGGAGCAGAUGGUCCUCAACAAGGAGUUUGCUCUGGAGCACAACAUCCCAGUGGACAUGGGCUAUGCCGUGGCCCCGCACCACUCAGGCGUCUACCCGGUUCACCUGCAGCUCUACAAGGCAUGGAGGCGCGUGUGGAACAUCCAGGUCACCAGCACUGAAGAGUACCCCCACCUCAAACCAGCCCGCUACCGCAAGGGCUUCAUCCACAGCAACAUCAUGGUGCUGCCUCGUCAGACGUGUGGCUUGUUUACUCACACCAUCUACUAUAAGGAAUACCCCGGUGGACCUAAGGAGCUGGACAAAAGCAUCCGUGGAGGAGAGCUGUUUCUCACUGUGCUCCUCAACCCUAUCAGUAUUUUCAUGACCCACCUGUCCAACUACGGCAACGAUCGGCUGGGUCUGUACACGUUUGUCAACCUGGCCUCUUUUCUUCGCUCGUGGACCAACUUGAGACUCCACACACUCCCGCCCCUGCAGCUUGCACACAAGUACUUCCAGCUUUUUCCUGAACAAAGGAACCCUCUCUGGCAGAACCCUUGUGAUGACAAAAGACACAAAGACAUCUGGUCUAAAGAGAAAACCUGUGACAGGUUACCCAAGUUCAUGGUCAUAGGCCCACAGAAAACAGGGACGACUGCACUUUAUCUCUUCCUACUCAUGCAUCCCUCCAUCUCCAGUAACUUCCCCAGUCCCAAGACUUAUGAGGAGGUCCAGUUCUUCAACACCAACAACUACCACAAAGGAAUUGACUGGUACAUGGAGUUUUUCCCUGUGCCUUCUAAUGUUAGCACAGACUUCCUGUUUGAAAAAAGUGCUAACUACUUCCCAUCAGAGGACUCCCCGCGGCGAGCUGCAGCCCUUCUGCCAAAGGCCAAGAUCAUCACCCUGCUCAUCAACCCCUCUGACAGAGCCUACAGCUGGUAUCAGCAUCAAAGAGCUCAUGAGGACCACGCAGCCCUGCAGUUCACCUUUUAUGAUGUCAUCAGUGCGAAACCAGGUGCACCAGCUGAGCUUCGCUCCCUCCAGAACCGUUGCCUCAUCCCUGGUCUUUACUCCACACAUCUGGAGAGGUGGCUCACUUACUAUCCUGCUAACCAGGUGAUGAUCAUAGAUGGCCAUCAGCUGAGAUCAGACCCUGCUGCAGUGAUGGAUGAAGUCCAGAAGUUCCUGGGAGUCACUCCUCACUUCAACUACUCCCAGGCUCUGACGUUUGACCCUCAGAAGGGCUUUUGGUGCCAGCUCCUUGAGGGAGGAAAGACUAAAUGUUUGGGGAAAAGCAAAGGAAGAAAGUACCCUCCCAUGGAGCCAGAGGCACACGCAUAUCUCUCCAGGUACUACAGGGAACACAAUGUGGAGCUGUCAAAGCUGCUGCAUCGCCUCGGACAGCCUCUUCCCUCCUGGCUAAGAGAGGAGCUUCAGAAGGUUAGAUAACCUUUGCAUCCAUGAACAGGGGGUAAAGCUGAAUGGGUUGACGACCAGGAGGAAACCAGGAGCAGCGCCUGACCUUCAGAUGCGACUGUCUGCAGCCUUUGAGUGAACCCUGAGGUGACGGCAAGGACAGGGAGCCUUGUCUCGCUUAGGAGCUGUGACCCUGCCAGAGAAAGCAGAGGUUACAGGAGUGAAAAAAACACACUUUGGACAGGCUGAAACUGAACUAUUGUUGGAAUGAAUGGACGGACAGAUGGAGGAAAUAAACGUUUCAGGUUACUGACACAGCUCGAAGGAAAUUGGGACUACAAAGGAGAGCCUGAUGAAUAGGACUGUGAUAGAUGAGAGGCAACUCUUUAAUGCUCAAACCUUAUUUUGAGCUAUGGUAAACUCUUCACUGCAGACCUGCAGAGACUCUGAUGAUUAUUUCUCUGAUUAUUGUUUUGUUUCACCUUAAUUUUAAAAUGCCAGAGCAGCGCUGGUCAGCUGUGUGUGGUUUCAAGAGAUAUGACUUUGCACUAAGAUCCAUUCCAUGUAUUUUCAAGACAAAAAGGGAAAAAUUCACCCUGUGUAUGUAGAUUUGUUUUUCUUUCUCUGUUUUGCUGUUUUUUUUGUUACAAUGAGAGUGAAUCAGCAGGGAGAACAAGUGCUUAGACUCAGGGUGAGUGACAGGCUGUUACUUUCCAUCAUCAGUUCUCAUUGUUUUUUUGGUUAUUUUUUAAAUUGAAGCUCUAGUUUCCAGUCAAUCUAUUCACCCUUAGAGAUGUCACUGGAGAGUAUAGACUGGAAAAGAGUUAGUGAAGCAAGAUGCGUUUGCCCACUCAUUUUCCUGUGACGAGCCAUGUGGAAGAACACCAUGUCCGUUUAGCACAGCAUGAGCGCUCAUGAUUUCAGUGCUAAGGACCAAGAAGACAUGAGUCCGCAGGGAUGAAAACUGACCAAAACAAGCCUAAUGGAGAUGACACUUAAUUCCGAGACCCUUUAAGUAGCUUCUAUACCCGCAGGCAAUUUAUGUUUCAUCAAGUCUUAACCUCCUUUUUAUUCCUUUUUAAGAACCAGUGGCCUACAUUGUUGAGCUUCAAUUUGAAUGCAAAAAAAGCCCUAAAUGUCAAACACAGAAACCAAAAUUAAAGACAUGGA